Molecule: messenger RNA, 878 nt
Organism: Phaethon lepturus (White-tailed tropicbird)
Lineage: Eukaryota; Metazoa; Chordata; Aves; Phaethontiformes; Phaethontidae
Product: tRNA (guanine(10)-N2)-methyltransferase homolog
Exons: 6
Biological process (GO): methylation
Cellular component (GO): cytoplasm
Molecular function (GO): nucleic acid binding
Source: RefSeq, a predicted model, not a curated record
UUUAUACUUUUCACCUUCUCUCCCCUUUAUAGGUGGCCUUCUUAUCUCCUCAGCGCACUUUGGAGCAUAUGUGUGUGGUACUGAUAUAGAUUACAACACAAUCCAUGGAUUAGGCAAGGCGAGCAGAAAGAACCAGAAAUGGAGAGGGCCAGAUGAAAAUAUCAGAGCUAAUCUCCGACAGUAUGGUUUAGAGAAAUACUACCUUGACGCACUGGUUUCUGAUUCUUCAAGACCAAUAUGGCGAAAAGGGAUGCUGUUUGAUGCAAUCAUUACGGAUCCACCAUACGGUAUCAGAGAAGCUACUCGCAGAAUGGGUUCGCAAAAGGAAACGGUUAAGUCAGCUGAAAGAAGCACAGAAAAUCACAUCUUCGUUUCAUCAAAUUAUCAUCUAAGUGACAUCUUUUUUGACCUAUUGAAGUUUGCAGCAGAGUAUCUGGUGAUGGGAGGAAGAUUAGUUUACUGGCUGCCGAUAUACAGGCCUGAAUAUACAGAAGAGAUUAUUCCCCGCCACCCGUGCCUGAAACUUAUUAGCAACUGUGAGCAGAUGCUUUCCAGCCACACAUCAAGGCGCCUGAUAACCAUGGAAAAGGUGAAAGAAUUCAAGGAUCAAGAUCAGAAUUCUUACUUGUUGGAUGGUCAAUAUAUGCCAUACAGGGGACACAAUUCAUUCCGUGAGAAGUAUUUCAGUGGUGUGACAAAGAGGAUUGCCAAGGAAGAAAAAGACAAUCAGAAGUAAAAUAUAAUAUAAACAGAUUAAAAAAAUGAGGAAAGAAUGAAGAUCGUGUUUCUUUGUAAGGACAUCUGGAUAUGAACAUUCAUUUGGAUGCUUCAGAAAAAUAAAUACUGCUUUUAAUUUUAAAACAAGAUGAAACCCACAA